AGAGGAGGAAGCCGGUCAGAGCCACACAGUACGGUCGAUGUUUUUGAGGUGUAACUGUUGUCUUUUCUGGCCACAAUGUGAGGUUAAUGAGAAUCACUCGUCGGAGGGUCUUAGCAGCGGAAAAAAAGCUCUCAGUGAUGUCCAGAUCUUAGACACAGACUGAAACUCCCUUCCAUCAUGGACUCCAAGAAGCCGGGCGUGCUGCGCCAUCUCCGCCAGAAAAUGCUGCCACACCUCCGGCGAGGCAAGACAAGCUCAAGCAAGCCAGUUUCCCAGCUUGAACACAUGAUGGACAAUCGGAUGAGCUCCUCUGUUCCUGACAUAAGAGACAUGAGGCAGGACUACUCCCACAUCUCCCCCAGCACGCAUCUCCAACAAUAUAACACUCCCUGUUACAGCAACCCCUGCACACCGCUUGUCAAGCCGUCUAGAGGCAAGGAAGGAGGUGGGAGUGGCCUGACUGUGGGAGUGGUUGAUGGAGGAGCUGGGAGGAGUGAACACAGACUGAGCGUGCCUACAGACUGCACAGACUGGGCUUCCUCCCAGGAAUCAUUCAGCAGUCUGUGUGAGGUGGAGAAGAGCUCUCCGGAGACAAACUACAGACCUGCCGGGGGCAUGGAGCCUGAGGAGCUGGCCCUGCCAGAGAUGAUGACUGUCUACAGCCCAGACCCUCCAACUGUGGAGAUCUCACAGGACAGCUCACAGUAUGAAAAUCAUGAUUUCAACGGUCAUGUGUUAAAGGACGAGGACUCCCACAAUAGUGAGAUGGGCAACGAGACUCUGAGUGUGUCAGAGAGCAUCAGGGAUCAUUCCAGGUCCUUCCUGCUCACCAUCAACCUGAGGGAAGGACGCAACCUGGUCAUCAGGGACCGCUGUGGUACCAGUGACCCUUACGUAAAAUUCAAAUUGGAUGGCAAAACGUUCUACAAAAGCAAAGUGGUUUAUAAAAACCUCAACCCCACAUGGAACGAGACCUUCUCUCUACCUGUGAAGGAUCUGAAUCAGAAACUCUACAUCAAGGUAUACGACCGUGACCUGACGACUGAUGACUUUAUGGGCUCUGCCAUUGUCAACCUGAGUGAUCUGGACAUUGACAAAGUCAAUGAGCUGUCUUUGCCCUUGGAUGACCCAAACAGCCUGGAGCAGGACAUGGGCAUAGUGUUAGUCGACAUGAGUCUGUCACUCAGAGGUGGAGACAGCAAAAAAGGCCAACGGUGGCCCCAAAAACGAAAACGAAGUAUUAGGUCGGGAGCGUCCCCUCAGAGCUUUCGUCUGUCAGAAACACUGAGGAAGAGUCAGCUGUGGACUUCUGUUGUGUCAGUGACUCUGGUUGAGGGUCACGAGCUGCCGCUGGACACUCAGGGGGGUCAGCUCUUUGUCUGCUUCAGAUUGGGAGAGCAGAGAUACAAAAGCAAGAAUCACUGCAAAAUGGCCAACCCUCAGUGGAGAGAGAGGUUCACCUUUAAUCAGUUCAUGGACAGUCCGGAAAUCCUGGAGGUGGAGCUCUGGUCUAAAGAAGGACGACGGAGCGAGGAAUGUUUGGGAACGUGGGAAGUGGACCUAUCCAAGGUCCCUUUCAAUGAAAAGCAGCUGUUCACACACACACUGGAAUAUGGGAGAGGACGCUUAGUUUUCCUCCUCACACUGAACACAUGCAGCGGCGUCUCCAUCUCUGACCUGUGUGCUGCACCUCUCGACGAAUCUCACGAACGACAGAACCAGCUGGACAACUACGGUUUAAAAAGCUCCCUGAAAAACCUCCGUGAUGUUGGUUUCCUUCAAGUUAAAGUCAUCAAAGCUGCAGAUCUGCUGGCUGCUGAUUUAAACGGUAAGAGUGACCCUUUCUGUGUGCUGGAACUGGGGAACGACAGACUUCAGACCCACACCAUCUAUAAGAGCCUCUACCCAGAGUGGAAUAAAGUCUUCACAUUCCCUGUCAAAGACAUUCAUGAUGUUCUGGUGGUGACUAUCUUUGAUGAGGAUGGAGACAAGGCGCCAGACUUCCUGGGAAAAGUUGCCAUUCCCCUGCUCUCGAUCCGCAGGGGACAACAGAUCGCCUUCCCACUGAAGAAAGAGGACUUAGGUGGACUGUCGAAGGGGAGCAUCACUCUGGAGCUGGAGGUUAUUUUUAACCCUGUCAGAGCAAGUCUAAGAACCUUCCAACCCAGAGAGAGAAGAUUCAUGGAGGAUAAUCCGAAAUUUUCCAAAAAGGCUCUGGCCAGGAACGUGCUGCGUGUUCAGACGCUGUACAGAGCUAUCAUGUCGACUCUGCAGUACAUCAAAAGCUGCUUCCAGUGGGAGAGUGUUCAGAGGAGCCUCCUAGCCUUCCUGGUGUUCGUGGUGACAGUGUGGUACUGGGAGUUUUACAUGCUGCCCCUCUUCCUGGUUUUGCUCAUCUUGAGGAACUACCUCUGGAUCCGCUCCGGUCGGGUCAGUCAAGACCUGGACAAUAUGGAUCUGGCAGAUGAGGAUGAGGACGAUGAGAAGGAGUCAGAGAGGAGAGGGCUCAUGGAGAAAAUCCACAUGGUGCAAGAAACUGUCAUCACGCUUCAAAACCUGCUGGAUGAGAUCGCUUCUUUUGGGGAGAGGAUUAAAAACACGUUCAACUGGUCUGUGCCGUUCCUGUCCAGCCUGGCUCUGCUGAUCUUUGUCAUCGCAGCAAUCCUCACAUACUACAUCCCUGUACGCUACAUAGUUUUAUUAUGGGGUAUCAAUAAAUUCACCAAGAAAUUACGGAACCCGUACAGCAUCGACAACAAUGAGGUUCUUGAUUUCCUGGUGAGGGUGCCUUCAGAUGUGCAGAAGGUUCAGUACAGUGAGAUGAGAGGCAGCAGGAAGAAGAAAAUCUCGUAAACAGGACCUGAUGCUGCCCUUGUGGGCUUCCUACCUAAGAACUGUUUCCAGUGGGUCCGAUGGUGGUCUGCACAGUCUCACUUUCUGUUGGUUUCAGGGUGUGUGGUAGGUCUUAAUCUGCUGUGGUGAGACAUAGCUCCGCACCGCUCAUAUAGACCUGCACCUAAAGACCUUUCAACCAAAGACAUCCACACUGAGGACCCUGCAGAGAUUACUUACAUGUUACAAAUAUGACUGAUCUGUGCAUUUUUCUGGAGCAAGUUGUAAUGUUAUGUCCAAAGAUUGUAGGUGUUUUAUUGUAUGUACAGUUUAUUUUAGAUACUCAAUCAGAGGCUGCUUUAUUUUAUAUUAUCUUCCUGGUCCCAGGCUGUGUUCUCCUGAAACCAACUGAAAUAUCAGUUUGUAUUAUACGGAAUAUAUAUGUUUGGUAUGUGUAUAUUUUUACAUAAUUUACAUUGACAGAUAUGAUGACUUUAAUUCUAAAAUAGAUCAUUCACCUUUUGAAAAAAAUUGUUACUGGGAUAAAGUAAAUUUCGUUAUGGGCUACUUAAAAAGUAGAAGUCUUCAUAAGGCAGAAAAUAUUUUUAGAGAAUAGUUAUAUUUUUAAGUGCAUGAUCGUUGUGGUUUAAAUAUUAAUUGAGGUUGCAAUCACUUUUCCUACCUUUUAUACUGUAUGCCCAUACAGCAACAUAUGAAAUGUUAUAUUCCUCUAUUUCUUCCAUUGACGUUUGAAAUUGGAUAAAGAGCUAUGUGACUACUUUUCCUUCAAUGUCACCAGAUGGAUUUAUAUUUACACACAAAGGUGAGUGCCUGCAUUUAGUUUUAGAUUAUCCUACACAGAGGAUGCUCUGUGCUCUGUACACACUUUAUUUAUUGAAGACAAUCACUGAUGAAGACUGUGUCUCUUUUGUGUAACAGCAAUAAAUGCCACAAUCACACA
Molecule: messenger RNA, 3793 nt
Organism: Seriola dumerili (greater amberjack)
Lineage: Eukaryota; Metazoa; Chordata; Actinopteri; Carangiformes; Carangidae
Product: multiple C2 and transmembrane domain-containing protein 2-like
Exons: 23
Coding region: 178-2853 (891 amino acids)
Biological process (GO): regulation of neurotransmitter secretion
Cellular component (GO): synaptic vesicle membrane
Molecular function (GO): calcium ion binding
Source: RefSeq, a predicted model, not a curated record